Molecule: messenger RNA, 378 nt
Organism: Bipolaris oryzae ATCC 44560
Lineage: Eukaryota; Fungi; Ascomycota; Dothideomycetes; Pleosporales; Pleosporaceae
Exons: 3
Source: RefSeq, a predicted model, not a curated record
GCUGGGUUGAGGUGUGCGGAUGAGAAAGGAACAGAGUGGCGCGGAAUCGCAUGGCGCGUCCCCGUUAGCGAGCGCCCGCCAGGAGACUCCAGGAAACAAGGAAGCACGCGGCGCCUCAUUUCACGUCAAACCUUCCGCCGUCGACAGCUGAGCGAAUGUCGUUCUGAGCGCCCUUCAAUUUCCCCCCAGCCUCAUGCUAUACCGUCCGUCGUCCCCAGCUCUUGUAGCCCUACCAAACAACCUAGACCCUGUAAACAAGACCGAAGCAGCCCAGUGUCGCAAGCCAAAAGCUUGCUUCCCCCAGCCCACGAGGUUAAACUAUCCUUUGCUUCUGGAAGCUCACGCUUCCGGUCCUGCGACGCCGCCAAGCCAGCCCUC